UAACUGUCGCUAGAUUUUCAAUUUUCAACAACCUAUAAAACCUUCAUGACACACAAUUUAUGCGAUUUUUAACUCAAAAUAAAUGGAGUCGGCUUCCUAAUUCUUGGUUGUUUGCAGAGAUAAGAUAUUAUACCAGGCAACUACACCGGUUUUAUGCUUGCGUUUUUCUGAUUGGCCUAUUCCGAUCCACAACUGGGUAUAUAUUUUCCAUCACGUUCUUUUGUACCCUUAUUCUGACUUUUAUGCUCUGCGGUGUGUCAGACGAAAAAGCUUUAAGCCAAUAUGUUAUAAAAUGUUUGCUUUUUUCACAGCCAUUUUAAAGUUCUGUACCGCCAAAAAACUGUUCAGAUUAAAUUUUCAAAGUUGAAAUGUUCCUUGGGUAUUUUGUCUUUCUUCUGCCAGCUUCACGUCAUGAGCUAAUAAAGGAUUAAUUUUCUGCAAUCACGAAUUGACUGAAGAAUGACCACGAGUGCACAGGCUGUGAAACUCCCCCCCCCCCCGAUUAGUGACAUAUUUAAUUGGUAUUGCACAUCUGGAAGUAUUUCAUAGUGUUCUUUGAGGUUUUGUGGUCAAAAUUAAAAAUCCUUAAAAUAGAUUGCUUUUGUGACGUCACGAGAAUAUAUAGAGUAUGGGAAUAUGGCCACGUUUAUUUUGAUUUCACGUUCUUGCGUGAAAUUUCACAAAUGAAGGUUGUGCUGCUCUCGGGACGAGCGGAGGAAGAGAGUCCAGAAUAGUUCGCGAGGAUCCUCGUUGAAAACAUAAGAAUUUAGCUCCCUCUUCCAUACAAUCUUCUCGUUGUUUUCUGUUGAAGGUUUUUAGAUUUUAUUCAUUAACGCAGUGAAACUAUGAACACUAAAAUGUUGUUUUUCAUAAAGGCUUUACGUGUUUUGCAGCAUUUUUUUGAUGCCUAUAGGAAAUCACUAGAUAAAAAUUGGGAAGACCCUGCUUGACCCUGCGGGGACUACUUCCCACAUGUUCAUACAUGGUAUGUUCAAUUUUUCUCUUUUUCUAUUGAAUCAAAGUAUUGAAUUUUAGACCUGUUAGAGAUAAGUUGUGGCGUAUUUUGAAGUUAAGCACUUCUUAAGACUAGAGUGCUGGCCUAUCUUUCAAUGGCGUGGAUAUAUGCAUGGAUUUGUCCAAGGCAAAGCCUGCGAUUUUGUAAUUAUCCUUGCCUACAGGCCAUUUUCUGAAAAACAUCAGCAGCUGUUUUCUAUUUUUAAUUUCAACCAAAAUGUAAACCACAAGGUUUCCCUGAACAUACUGUAUCCUCAAUCAAGAUAAACACAUUUACAGUCCCUAAGUACACACCUGAUAUACUGCAUAUUUCAACCAAGAUUAACAUUUUGAAACACUCCCAUACUUCUUAUCUUAUAUAUUCUUUGUUGUUGUAUGGUGUGGUAAGAAUACACUGUAAUUCUUUUUUAAAACCAUUCCUCUCAGACACACAGCAAUCUUUUGAAAAAUUGGAGGGGUUUUAUAUAGCCAAAAGGGGGCACCUUCGUGAGCUGCAAACAAUUGUUUUUUCUUUUUGUGUUUUUUCAUCGACAAUAAAAUCAACUACAAAAUGCAACUUCGGAGCUAAAUAUGCCGUCGGCGGUGGAAAGGACGUGGCGUCACCUGGUCCCACUACAAACGGCACUUACAAUUUAACAUUUUACUAUUCAACGAAGAUCAGAAAAAUGUAAGAACAUGUAGGAUGAGAAGGCAUCUAAGGGCCACAGUGAAAAGAAUGGAAAAAAAACAAUACAAGAAACUCUGCAACUCAGGACUUCUCUCUAUAAGAUAUCACGUUACCUACUCACAAACACAGAGCAACGCCGCAGAAGAGAAAGAGAUAGAGAGAGAAAGAGAGGGCGGUAUUUAAUAAGCAUUUCCCUUUGCUUUGUGAAAAGAAGAGGAGACACAUGCCCUCAGUGUCCCAGGCUUCUAUCUCUAUGCUUCCUCUGAAAUGUUCAGCUAUGACUGCUAUUAAUUAGGAAGUACUGAUUGACAGGUGUUCUUUUAUCUGGUAUUUAGAUUGAGAUUUUAGUCUAAUUCUCAUUGACCACUAAAUUUUUGCGUUUUUGAGAGUGUUGUCAUAUUUAGUUAUGUAGUCAAGUAAUGUUGUUAUGAAGAGCAGUGAGACAUAUAGCCCUCUUUUGUGCUUAUUGGUCCAUCUUGCAUGCAUAUUCUGUAGAAAUCUUCUGAACACAGUAAGGAAAGUGCUUUUAGAGAGAUUUUUAGUACGGCCAUGUACAAUUAGCUGCACUUCAUAACAUUGUUGGAAAUAUAGGUGUGUCUGAUUGAAUGUUCCUCGUCCUAAUCUUUCCAUUUCCUCUCAUUUUUUACCAACUAAUCAUAUAAAGCUUAGUGUGACGAAUUAUCCCAAUACCGAUGUCAAAUCCCCAUUCUGGUUUUUCGUCUGCCUUCCGCUGCUUUUAAAUGAAAGUGACGCUAUUAAAAUUUCAGUCAAUGAAAGAUUUCGUCAAGUUUGCAGCGUUUCAUGAAUUUUAUAAUCAGUCAACUGAGAAUUUUUUGAAUUCAUUACAUUGCUCGUGAAAUAGACGAAAAGCACUGCACAACCAAGCACUGAACAACCAAGCACUGAUUGCCUUUCCUUGUUUAUUAUCUCUAUCGAAAAUUAUUCACAUGUAAAUAUAAAAUAAGAAAAAUGCAGAACAAGGAAAUAAGUUUUGAUUAAACCUCAAAGUUUUCUUGUUAAAGACUGAUUGCUUUGAUCUACUCAAUAUAUUUUGCCUCCUCAACCUGCUGAUUUUGUGAGAAGAGCUUUGCCUUUAUUUUAAGAGUUAUAAGGAGCAUUCAUUCAGCAUGAAUUAAGGCGACUGAAUCGAAUGAACCUGCGAGUGAAUUGCAUUAGAACAAUAAAUCAUAUACGUUCGCUGUGUCCAGUUUCAUCUGGAGCAAACCACUGGGUAAAUAGUGACCUGGUGUCUUGCUUCAAGUGCCUCAUAAAACAUUGAAAGACCAGUAACAUUUAUCUGAAUACGUUUAGGCCUGGUUGAGCUCUAAGAGGUGACAUCAUUUAGUUCUGCGAUGAUGCAACUAGUGUAGUUUAAAUGUAAGUCGUCAGAUUAAAGCAACGGUCUUGCGUUGUUCCAGGCAGCGCUGUUCUAGGCAGCGCUGUUUUUGUCUUGGGACAAACUUCGCUUAAAUUUAAGUUACAAUGACAGACGGAGUAGCGGGCAAGUUGGCCGCUUUGAAGAUGGACAAAAAGAGCUGUCCUGGCUUUAAAGAUGGUGAUAUUCCGUUUCUGUGCGUCGUUUGCGGUGACAGCGCGUCUGGAUAUCAUUACGGCGUUCCGGCCUGUGAAGGAUGCAAAGCCUUUUUCAAGCGAAGUCUUCAGGCCACGGAUCUCAACUAUCGAUGCCCGGGUUCCAAUAAUUGCAAGAUCGAUAAAAUGAGCCGCAAGUGUUGCCAGGCAUGCAGAUUAAGAAAAUGCAACGAAGUUGGCAUGUCCAAAGAAUUUCUAGGAAACAAGAAAAUAAAAAAGCCAUCAAGAAAAAGUAAGUCAAAAAAACAGAAGUUUGAUGACGAUGAGGAUAGAAAAAUUGUGGAACCGACAAGCACUCAAGAUGCCGAGCUGGAGAAAUUGAUAAAAAUUUUAGCUACACUACAUGAUCAAGAAAGGCCAAUGCUAACAACGGAAGUGACUGGUGAAGACUUAAAGCCGACGACUUCAAAUCUAUUAGAUAUUGUAGGCAAACAACUAGUAGCCGCUAUAGACUGGGCAAAAGGGCUCCCUGGCUAUGAGACGUUGACACUAAAUGAUCAAGCGAUUCUUCUACAAGCGGGGUGGAUUGAGAUGCUCUUGCUCAACUGGACUUUUUACUCCUUGUCACACAAAAACAAAACCCAAUUUUCUGCCAAUCUUAUCGUCUGUGAAACAUUGGCAACUGCGUUUGGUUUGGAAACAGUCCAUACUCAGUUAUCCUCUCUUAUUACAAGGGUUCAGGGCUAUGGCAUUGACGAGGUAGAGUUCUUGUGCCUCAAAGCAAUUGGGUUACUAAACGCAGAUUCUCGAGGCCUAACUGGCUCAAGUAAAGUACAGGAGCUCGUAAAGAAAUUCAGCUCGGCCCUGAAUUACCAUAUAUCGUCACACCACCCUGAUCAACCGCAGAAAUUUGCAAAGAUUAUUCUCAUAUUGCCGCAGUUGAAGUGCGUAGUGAACAACGUAAUAGAAUAUUUUUAUCGGGUAAAGCUUUCUGGCGAAGCCCAGUUGUCAGAAUUAUUGGUAGAGAUGCUAGAAGCAAAGUCCAGAUUAUGAAUAUAAACGUAGUUUUGCAUUUAAGUAGAGUGGAAAUAAUCGCUUUUGAAAACUAUCGAAGAUAGUAGAGAUUUAUUUUUAACGUAAUUUUAAUAGGAAUUAGGCUCAAUUUAUUUUGGUCAUUUCGCGUUGUACGUGGUGUUGAUACGCAGUGCUGCCCAAGUAGCAACUCUGUGUAAUUUUUGUAGCAAAUGUUACGAGAAGCAUUGUUUUGAAGUGCUUCGUAGGUCAUGUUAUAUCAUUUAUCAUUACAACCAAACUUCGAUAUCAAUCAAACUUAAACCGAUUGGUUAGGUGGCGAUGUCCGCAAAAUCUAUUUUUAGAAUUUUCAUAUUUUGACUAGAAAACAUUUCUCAAAUUGAGCAAAAUCGCUAUUUAAAGGAAUUUGACAGAGGCAAAAAUGGCUUAACUGUCUGUCAAUCACUAUAAGCCAAUCAAUAGGCAUGUGAGUGAUAUCACGUUCACUGAUUGGCCAAUUGUUAAUUGAAGCAACCUUAUUAUCAGUUGACUGGCUUUAAAUAUGUCGCAAAUUGGAUGAGGAUAGCAAAUGACAGAGCUUAGUUUUGCUAAUGGACAACUGUUGUUUUAGACUUGGUGGAUUUUAGAAUAGAAUCAAUUAUUUGAUGAGGAAGGAGCCAUUGCCCAUGUGACCAUAUAUGUGCUAGUUUGUAACGGAUUUAACUGAUUUUGCAAAUCCAGAAAUAUUUCUUGGUGUUCUUAGGAGUAAACAAUUAAAAUGCAAAAAAUCUAAAAAUACAUUUUGUGACCUUAUCACUUAAGCAUAAACCACAAUUUUGGGGAAAGUGAAGUCUGUCGCCGG
Messenger RNA from Rhopilema esculentum, 5084 nucleotides. RefSeq names its product steroid hormone receptor ERR2. Gene Ontology annotation, biological process: regulation of DNA-templated transcription. NCBI's taxonomy places the organism in Eukaryota, Metazoa, Cnidaria, Scyphozoa, Rhizostomeae, Rhizostomatidae. Gene Ontology annotation, molecular function: sequence-specific DNA binding; zinc ion binding; nuclear receptor activity. The record is from RefSeq and is a predicted model, not a curated record.